Messenger RNA from Drosophila obscura, 837 nucleotides. RefSeq names its product metallo-beta-lactamase domain-containing protein 1. Bases 148 to 822 code for a protein of 224 amino acids. The transcript has 2 exons. The record is from RefSeq and is a predicted model, not a curated record. NCBI's taxonomy places the organism in Eukaryota, Metazoa, Arthropoda, Insecta, Diptera, Drosophilidae.
AUAUCACUUGCUUUAUUCAGAAAAAAUUCGUUAAAUAAUAACGAAAUUGCGACGUAUAAACAUGUGAGGCAAAGCAAUCAGCUGUUCGCAGCAUUCAGAACUCGGACCACCCUCUCUAGGUCACACGCCCUGCAAGCAACUGGACAAAUGACGGCACCAGCGAAAAAUCAGGUAAUUGUGCUCCAACCUGGUUACUCCCAUGAAGAUGAACAUGACGCGACUGCCAUGAGGGCGAAUUGCACUUGCACGCUGGUACGCUGCAGAGACGGCCUAAACAUCAUCGUCGACACUAUGACAGCUUGGGAUGGCGAUCUGUUGCGAUCUCUACUGCGGCACCAGGGUCUGGAAGUCUCGGACAUACAUGUUGUCGUCUGUACACAUGGACACUCGGAUCACAUUGGCUGCAAUUACUUGUUUACAACGGCGCGCAUUCAUAUGGUAGGAGCUUGUGCCUCCAAUCGGGAUCUAUACUUGGACCAUUUCUCCAGCGGCGACGAGAACGAGCAACUGGCAUUGGAUACAAAUGGCGAGGUUGUGGUCAAGCGGACGCCCGGGCACACGCUUAGCUGUGUUUCUGUAAUCGUGCAAAACACUCAGUUUGGCGGCCCGGUGGGUGUUGCUGGAGAUCUCUUCGAGCGCCGUGAGGAUGUGGAGGAUGAAAGCAUUUGGCGGAACGCCGGCAGCGAGGAUGAAAACAGUCAGCGCGUGGAGCGCAGCAAAAUGGCGCUUUUGUGCGAUCACAUUGUGCCAGGACAUGGUCCGAUGUUUCCGUUGAACGCGAAAAUGCGCCUAAAGUUAAAACAAGACGCGCAAUUACACUAAUGCACCUUGCAAUUA